UUUGGCAACAUUGAGGUGUAGUGUUUUGUUUACUUUCUCAUGUGUCAAAUUAAAUGUCAUGGCACGAAACUUUUGAUAGGAACUUAGUGUUUUCCAAAAUAUAAAAAGUUUUCUCAAAAAAUAUGUGAAACACACUGAUAAUAAUGAUCAACUACGAUAUAAAAUUUAUUACAUGUGAUGAAACACUAUAUUUGAAAACAAGCGACUAUAAAAGUCUCAAAUACGAGACUAAGAAGAGAAUCGAUGAAUCUGUUUCCAGUUCAGGGAAAAGGAAUUACGUGGAGCGCCGCGGCGGUCACUGGCGAUCGACAAGUUCUCGGCAAAUUCGUCAGCUCGAAUCAAAGUUACGGGAUCGCAGUGUGAUAGCAUGCGAGUGGACUAACGACAAACUUGUCACGAUCGUGUUUUGCUCAGGGGCCAUCGCCUACCUUACCCUAAAACCGCAUACUUUAGAUGUCACUCAAAUACUGUUCGAUAGAUAUUUUGUGGGAAAGUUAUCAGGACAAUCUGUUACCAAUGUGGCACUAUGCAAAUCUCACAUGCUGUUCACACAUAUAGAUCGAACAGCAACAUUAGUGACAUUUGGGAAAAAUAAUGUCAGUAAUAUUCCAUGCAGAAUCACUGAUAGGGAGCCUCAGUUGCAAAGCAUAGAACUCGGUGGCAGUAGUCGAAAAGCAGAGAGAUAUAUAUCAUGGUCAGAAAGCAAUAAUGUAACUUGGGCUCUAAUAUGGAGUGUGAUCAGUGCGGAACCAGCCCCUUGGAGCCCUGUUAUGGAAGACCAUGCCAAUUUGCAUCUUUAUCAAAUACAGGGUCAAAAUAUGAAUUUAGUAGCAUAUCAUCAGUUAGAGAAUGAAACUUUGUCUGCAGAACUGUCAUAUAUAAAUGACAAUAUUAUACAUAUUGUGGAACAGCUUACAUGCCAAAAAAACGGAGUAAGCAUGGAAUGGCUGCGGUAUUCGGUAAGGGACAGCUUGGGCAAUGGUCUACGCCGGCUGCGAGCGGGCGCGGGCGCGGGCGCGGGCGCGGGCGCGGGCGCGGGCGCGGGCGCGGGCUCGACGCGCGUGUCGCUGGCGGCGCCGGCGCGCGCGGUGCGGCGCUCGGCGUGCGACGCGCGGCUGCUGGCGGCCUGCAUCGACGGCUCCAUACACGUCGUGCACCACCUCGCCGGCCUCACACACUCUACUAAAGCCGGAUUUAUAGCAACAGAUGUUCGAUGGGCGGACGAGUUGAUAAUAGCCGCUGAAGAAGGCGGCAGGUUGCAAUGUUACGACCGGGCUCUCUCAUUGCUCAACCACCAUACGAAAUUUCUCGACAUCGCUUCUUACCUACGGGAUACAAGGCGUUUAAAAAUCCUCGCGACGCGCAACGCAAAAUGUGGACCAAUGAUAUUGGCGCUUUUCUCUGGCGGACCGAUCACCUUGUUACACAUAACACACCCCAGAUUAAUCAUGGCAUGGAUAAGAGCUAGACGCAUGUCCAAUGCAGUAGCGCUUCUACGGACCAUGGACUGGGACACGGAGGGGAAUGAGUGUCUGUGGGCCGUCAAUAAAAUAAUGUGCGCUGCACUGAGGAGUGGAGCUGAGGCCGUGGCGUGCGAGGCGAGCGCGGCGGCGGCGCUGGGCGCGUACCUGGCGCCCUCCACUGCAGCAGCGCCUGCCGCGAGGUACCACGCGCCGCUGCACGACCUCGCGCGGAAGUACUUCCAUCACCUACUAAGACGCGGCCGGUUAGAGAAGGCGUUGUCGCUGGGCGUGGAGCUGUGCGCGUGGGACGUGUUCGCGGACGCGCGCUGGGCGGCGCGGCGGCGCGGCCUGCCCGCGCUCGCGCACGAGGCCGCCGCGCUCGCGCUGCACCACGCGCGCCACGCGCACCACCCCGCCGAUUCAGCCUCGUCAGGAAGUUGUUCCGAAUGCGAUUCGCAUUCGUACUCCGAAUCGGAAGAGGAAACGAGUGCGUCGUCUGAACCGAUAAAUGCGAAGCCGCCGCCUCUGCCCCGAGUGUCCCUCGCGAACCAUCCCACACUUCUUCCAGUCACCCUGUCGCAACCAGACAUAUCUACCUCGAGCAUACGGCCCAACUUACACCAGUAUUUAGAAAGAGACACAACCUUAUGGAAGAAGGAUAUCAGAGACGAUACAUAUCUAAAGAGUAAUUACAAUGACCGAUUAAAACCAAUACUGACACAAAGUUCAAAAUGGCAUAGUGUCGACGGUCUUCUUAAUUACAAAACUGCCCCAAAGUCAACGCUUUCGGCGAUCAACGAAGGUUCUGCUAUGACGUCGCACUCCAUAAUAGAUAUAUUACCCCGAGCGCAAGAUGGCGUACCAUAUAAGCAUUUGUUCGAAACCGAACUGAGAGAAGAGUUACCCAACACGCUUUACCGUUACCAAUACAAUAAUUAUCAUCCAAGUACUAGUAUCAACUAUACUAUGGAAAGGCACGGAAAUCGUUCUGAGAAGAAUAAAGUAAAAUUUUCAGACACCGUCACAGUCGCAGUCAUGUCGGAGCCCGGCUCCCCGGAAAGGGCGCGUGACAUCCCGGAAGGCGCACUGCGCGUGUUGCCGCACAAGUUCGCGUUGGGUGCGCCCGCGCCGGCCUCGCCGCCGCCGCCGCCGCCCCCGCCCCCCGCACCCGCCCCCGCACCCGCACCCGCACCCGCCCGGUACUGCGCUCGACUACGUUGAAGUGUGACUGGGCAGAUGGACGCACGCACGCAUGCCGACACACAUAAGAUAAUAAACCAAAACCACCGAAGAUAAAAGUCGUCCACUUCGGUAUGGUUUAAAGAUUUAAACUGCAUUCUACAGACUAUGAAGUGGUGCAAGUCCAAUGAAUAAAUCCGUCCAUUAAUUUUAAGAAUUAAUAUUGUCAUUGAUUCAUCAUUGAUAAUUGAUCAGAGAUUGUAGGUACUCAUUAUUAUGAAAUGAGGUUUUAUGUUUAAAAUAAUAAACUUGUUAAAGUUCUGAUAA
Messenger RNA from Manduca sexta (tobacco hornworm), 2969 nucleotides. RefSeq names its product WD repeat-containing and planar cell polarity effector protein fritz homolog (gene frtz). Gene Ontology annotation, biological process: nervous system development; cilium organization; establishment of protein localization. NCBI's taxonomy places the organism in Eukaryota, Metazoa, Arthropoda, Insecta, Lepidoptera, Sphingidae. The coding region runs from base 144 to 2684 and encodes 846 amino acids. The transcript has 14 exons. Gene Ontology annotation, cellular component: axonemal basal plate. The record is from RefSeq and is a predicted model, not a curated record.